AUGCCACCUCAAAUCAAGCAAGACCUGAACCGCUCAGGGUGGGAAUCGACCGACUUCCCCUCCGUUUGCGAGAACUGCUUGCCCGAGAAUCCUUACGUCAAGAUGCUCAAGGAAGAUUACGGUGCCGAGUGCAAACUGUGUACGAGACCUUUCACUGUCUUCAGUUGGAGUGCUGAUCGAGCCCACGGUCGGAAGAAGCGAACAAACAUCUGUUUGACCUGCGCGCGUCUGAAGAACUGCUGUCAGGCGUGUAUGCUGGAUCUCUCAUUUGGCUUGCCUAUCGUCGUUCGCGAUGCUGCCUUGAAGAUGGUAGCCCCCGGACCGUCGUCCGACAUUAACCGUGAAUACUUUGCGCAAAACAACGAGCGCGCCAUUGAGGAAGGUCGUGCAGGAGUCGAAGAGUAUGAGAAGUCGGAUGAGAAGGCCAGAGAGCUCUUGCGGAGAUUAGCGGCAAGCAAGCCCUACUUUCGAAAGGGCCGGCCCGUUGAAGGCCUCGACGAGGCUCAAGCAGGCUCAAGCUCAAGUGGUGGACUCGGUGGUAACCCGGCCGUGGGUGCGGGUGUUGGCGGACCAGGUCCCAUCCGGACGAGAGAUUCAAGGGCCGCAGCAGCAGCUGGAGCUAGGCCUGGCCGGUCGAAGCAAGCUUUCCCUAGUGCUGCUCAGCUGCCCCCUGGGCCCCAAGACUGGAUGCCACCUGCCGACAACAAUAUCAUGUCCCUUUUUGUCACUGGUAUCGAAGACGACCUGCCUGAGCACAAAAUUCGCGAGUUCUUCAAGGCGCAUGGUAAGAUCAAGAGCUUGGUUUGCUCGCAUAUGUCGCAUUGUGCAUUUGUCAACUACGAGACGAGGGACGCGGCUGAGAAGGCCGCCGCCGCGUGUCGAGGUCGAGCUGUGAUUGCAGGAUGCCCUCUGCGUGUUCGCUGGGGCGUUCCCAAGGCCAUCGGCACCAUGGACAAGGAGCAACGGUCACAGAUGCUCAUGGAUGCACGACGAGGACAGGGAAGCGCGCGGGGGGGGGAUGGAAAGAGUGGACGAAGGCAGAUACCCGCUAGCUCUGAUACUGGAGAGGAUGUUCGACCAUCGAAUGUCCAAGCGGUUGCUCCUCCUCCAGGCGCAGACGAUGGUCCGAAGUAUGCUAGUCUCCAGGGCGAGUGA
Messenger RNA from Colletotrichum graminicola M1.001, 1155 nucleotides. Its product is annotated as RNA recognition domain-containing protein. The coding region runs from base 1 to 1155 and encodes 384 amino acids. Gene Ontology annotation, cellular component: U2-type catalytic step 2 spliceosome; U2-type catalytic step 1 spliceosome; Prp19 complex. Gene Ontology annotation, molecular function: pre-mRNA binding; U6 snRNA binding. NCBI's taxonomy places the organism in Eukaryota, Fungi, Ascomycota, Sordariomycetes, Glomerellales, Glomerellaceae. The transcript is spliced from 2 exons. The record is from RefSeq and is a predicted model, not a curated record.